This is a messenger RNA of Podarcis muralis (Common wall lizard), 1985 nucleotides long. NCBI's taxonomy places the organism in Eukaryota, Metazoa, Chordata, Lepidosauria, Squamata, Lacertidae. The record is from RefSeq and is a predicted model, not a curated record.
AUCAACACACUCAGGUUCCCCAGUCACAAUUUAUCUUGCACAACCAACUUGCUUCGCCAUCAGACUUCAUUGCAAUAAGCAAAAGCGCCAGGAAACAAGUCGGAUUAUCGACCAGAGAAGAGUGUAUGCAAGGUUAUUCAUUACUCAAAUGGUUAAAUCCACCGAGUUUAGCUCCAGUUCCUAGAAAGGCCAGAGAGUGAGUGGAGGAGGCAGAGGAGGAAGAAAGAUGACGAUUGAAUAGGAAAACUACUUCCUUGCCAGACCUUUUCCCAUCGCGCCCCCUGGAGGUGGAUGGCGGAGUUGGUUUGUUCUACGACCUUUGCAGAAAAGGGGGUUCGCGUUGGAGCCUUUUAACAGAUCUCCCCACCCCCAGCUGCAGUUAGCAGGGUUUGCAUUGCAAAAGGCUGCAAGGAGAGGUGAGCGUGGAGGGAAAGGAAGGGGGUUUAAAGGGGAGCCUAGUAAGUUCCAGAGAAUGGACAGCAGGAGCCCAAGAGCUGGUUGCGCAAGAAGGGAGAGAGACUGAAGAAGAGGAAGAAAAAAGAUCCGUUGUGUGUUCAGAUACUCUGGUUUCGUCGAUUAUCUGGCAUUUCACCCUGGCAGGUUAUGGACGGGUGUGUGAGAAUAUGACGGAAGAAGCUUCAGGAACAAGUGGAUCUGGGAAAGAUUUGAGUGAAGCUGCUCCCAGAGGAUUGUUUGGAUGUGAAGAAAGUGAAAGUUCAUGAUUAUGGUGCCCUAAAGCCAUGUGCUGAUGUCAAAGGCAGCUUCCAACAGAGCUGAAAUCAUAAACACCAAAUAAUGCAUACAGGAGAGGAUAAAUAUAAGUGUUCAGAAUGUGGGAAAACCUUCCGCCGGAGCACCAACCUUCUUGUACAUGAAAGAACCCAUACCGGAGAGAAACCAUACGAGUGCUCCAACUGUGGGAGAAGCUUCACCCACAGCUCAAAUCUUAGGGCACAUGAAAAAAUCCACACGAGAGAAAAGCCGUAUGCAUGCACAGACUGUGGCCAGACCUUCUAUCACAGCUCGAGCCUUACAGCGCAUGAGAGAAUCCACACAGGGGAGAAUGUACACAGGUGCCCACACUGUGAGAAGGUCUUCACUCGUGGCUCAGUUUUUAGGAAACACAUGAGAAUCCAUACAGGUGAGAAACCAUUCAAGUGCUCAGACUGUGGGAAAAGUUUCUCUCAGAGGUGCAAUCUAAUUAUCCACGGGAAGACCCACACAGGAGAGAGACCCUUUAAGUGCUCCGAUUGCGGGAGAAACUUCAGUCGAAAAUGUGACCUCAUCGCACACGAGAGAAUCCACACGGAAGAGGACCCAUACAAGUGUCCGCACUGCGGGAAAAGCUUCUCUCAGAAGUCCAACCUUGUCAUACAUGAGAGGAUCCAUACAGAUGAGAAUCCAUAUCCAUGUCUGCACUGUGGGAAACGCUUCCGUCAGAAGGGCAACCUCAUGACGCACGUGCGGAUCCACACAGGAGAGAAGCCGUACCAGUGUCUGGAUUGCGGGAGGAGAUUCAGUCAGAAGGGCAGCCUCACAUCACAUGAGAAAACCCAUUCAAGAGAGAAAAGGACAUCUUGCAUGCAGGAAGUGAGGACUUGAUAUUUUCCAGCCUCAGGUGGAAGUAUACCUGAUUUAGUUUUUUGGCUUGGGAGAGCCCUGGUAGUUCCUCAAAACCUUACUAAGGGAUCUCUCAGUGCAAAGAUCAAUAGGGGCAAACAUGCUUCCCUGAAAGAUGGAUUGCCCACUAAUAUUGAUCAUCCUCAACACAUAGCUCUCGAUCUACCAGGCUUGUCUUGUUCUUAUGCACCACAAACCCUGCCCCUAAAAAGAUGAAACCCUAGUUAUUGUGGCUGGAGAAAUACAGGACUGUGAAACCAGCUAGGAACAGUUAGAAGUAGUAACAUUACUCAGCAGCACUCAAGCUUUAAUACAUCUGUCAUGAGUUUUAAAAAGAAAAGGCAUUUGGGGGGGGUUACUUAAAA